Zootoca vivipara (common lizard) is the source of this 4935-nucleotide messenger RNA. RefSeq names its product spermatogenesis associated 17 (gene SPATA17). Gene Ontology annotation, biological process: spindle organization; mitotic cell cycle; establishment of meiotic spindle localization. Gene Ontology annotation, cellular component: spindle pole. The record is from RefSeq and is a predicted model, not a curated record. NCBI's taxonomy places the organism in Eukaryota, Metazoa, Chordata, Lepidosauria, Squamata, Lacertidae. Gene Ontology annotation, molecular function: calmodulin binding.
ACGCGCCUUCCCUACGGUGCCUUUCCCCAUCCUCCCAAUCCCCGCUCUGUCUCGGGUGGUACGGCCCGGUUGCCAUGCCGACUCCUUGUACACCAUCAAUGGGAGCCGGCUGGGAGGGGGGAAGAUGGCCACUUUGGCCAGGCUGCAAGCGAGGCUGCCGCUCUUCAAGGGGGAGUAUUACUCUAGGAACAGAUGCGUAGAUGAAUAUAGAAAAACAGAAUAUUAUGCUGCUGUAAAAAUUCAGAGUUGGUUUCGAGGAUGCAAAGUCCGAGCGUAUAUCCGGUAUCUGAACAAAAUGAUGGUUUUUAUUCAGAAAUGGUGGCGGGGUUAUCAAGGAAGACAAAAAUUCAGAGAAAUGGUGGAGACAGCAUAUUUUAUUAUGAAGAUGAAUUUCUACAAUGAAAUGGCUGUCAGGAUUCAGAAAAGAUGGCGAGGCUAUUACGUGCGAAAAUAUAUCCAUAAUUAUUAUGCACUGAAGAAGUACCUGGAAGCUAUUGCUUUGAAUAAUGAGCUGGUCAGGAGAGAACUGGAAGAGUUUGCAGAGAUGAAGGAAAAAGAGGAACGGAAAAAAGCCCUCGAAAGAGAAAAAAGGAAAAAGGAUUACCUCGCCCAAAAGAUGCAUUACCUCCUUAGCACUGUGCAGAUUGCAGGAAUAUACAACUCGCCCUACAGGAAAUCACCGGAUCCAAUGGAAUUGGAAUUAAGGAAAGCAAAACCUUUGAGGCACAAGAAGAAAAAGGUCAAGAAGGAUGCUGUCGAUCUCCACUGGCAUACUUAUUCUGAUUCAUUUGGCUUCCAACGAGAGCCAGCUCUUCCUCCUAUUGGGAGACAAAAACCUCAGGGCCCAUUUCGUGAUCCUGUUGAAGUGUUGCAGCAACGCUAUAAGCCUUUGGAUCCAUCUCUGCAGGUGGCAGCUUCAAACGUUUCCCUGGAGCUUGCCAGAGAAAAAAUUAAACAAGAAGAGUGGAGAAACCGUGUACAUGAUGAUGUGUUUUUGCCAUUUUCAGGCCACAGAGUUGAUACGUAUGUACCAUCAAUCCAAAGAGCAAGUAAAUAUGGUCAAUCGAGUUACGGGCUCAAACACUUCCGGGAAAAACACCCAGAGAAAUGGAUAACAAAUAAGGACUUCUUAACCGUGCUACCAUCGAUUCCUCUGUUUGCAAAGUUUGGCCAAGCCUAUUCCAGAGCUGGAGCAGUAGUGUGAUUUCUCUACCAACCCAGUCUACGAUUUUUUAAACACUUGAAAUAAAGGGGUUUUUUGUUUGUUUUUUUGAAAAUGUGAAGCAAAGCAAUUACUUAUGAUUGCCAUGUACUACCUGCAGACAAUCCUAGUUUUGGAAUUCUGAAAUAAUGGUUCUAAGCAGCCAGCAAGUUACAUCAUGCAGCAUUUUGUGUGUGAAGGACAUCCACAGAGACAGAUCUCCAUCUUCAGAAAUUCUUAACUGUAGGUAUUUCUAGUCAGUUUUCUCUGUUAGCAAGAUUGCAGAUCAAAGUAACUGGUGGAAUAAACUCAACGAUCUGAAGAAUUAAAUCAAUUUACUUACUCAGGUAAGAGAUGUAGCCCUUUUUCUGUGGGAAAAAUAAAUGAAUAAAAAAUGCUUACCCUGUUAAUAAUGCAUUAUCAUCUCCCUAUGAUUGAAAUGAUCAGUUGAUAAUGUGAUGUAAUACUCAUAUUGGCAAAGCACCAUGAGGUGAAUAUAUAUGCACCCCAUUCCUAAAUAUACUUGCUAGUGAGUAAGUCCCUUUUAAUUUCAUUGAAAAUAUCAGGGCUGCCAUGGGAAAUAGUCAUGUUGUCCACCCGGCUCCUCACAUGGUUCUCAGUUCCUGAUGUUACUCCUAUAGUCUCUUGCACUCUUUCUCUUUCUCUAUUGCUGAUCCUUGUAUCUUUUUUUUUAUUACGGGCACAGAGGGCAUUCAGGGUUUAUGUCACCAGUUUAGCGUCAAUAUAGAAUUUUCUUGCUCCCCUGAUCUGCUUCUUAGGUAUUCCUAGUACAUAGAACUGGGAUGAAGAGCCCUCACAGAAGUUGAGCCCUCACACAGGCAAAUUCUUAAAUGCUAGGGUAGACUCAGCCAUAUUAUUUUACAAACUUCCAUAGUUAUCAGGCAACAUCAGAUAACAUCAGCAAAGACACGAAGAACAGAGAAAUCAACCUCUCAGGGGCAGGUGCAACACAUUCAUCAUUUUCUAAAUGACAGCAGUACAAAUCAAAUAUGUCAGGCAUUUUUUUUCCCAAGCAUAUUUGGCUGCCUUUUUGUACUUUUGAGGAGCUGAUCAAAUUCAAACUUUUGAAAGUUUCGUAUUUAUGUCCUGCAGCGGGAAACGAAGGUCCUUUAAUUCUGGUAAGUGAGGGACGCAACCCGAGCAAGUUAAUUUUGCCAAAUAUAUCGGAGUGCUUUUGUUCUUUGUUCAGGGGGCUGAACGGAAGACACUCGCACAAAGGUGUUGAUGAAUAAGGGAUGCCAUAGUAAUUUUUAGAUGUGAGGGCUAUCUCUUUGAUUGCUCCAGCUUCAAGGUAGUUCAUCUCUUCAUGAUAAUUCACCCUGUGUUGUUACUUAUCUUUCUACCACAUUUUCCCAUCAGUCCGAUUAGAACUGGCAAUGCCUUUAUCAGAUUAAUCUUUCUUUCUUGGUUUCUUUUAAAUAUCUCUGACCCCAAGAUAAACAUAACCUAUGCCAAGCAAGCCAUCACUGAAGCUGCUGGAGUUUUCAGUUGCUGAUGAUACUCUGCAUAUAUUAAGGUUAAAAAGAGUACUUCCAAUUCACUCUAAUCCACUCACUCAUCUAUUGUGUGGCCUUUUUUUCAAUCUCUUUUCUUUUCUUCCUCCCAAACAGGGCAAUUUUAAUAAUCCUUUCCAUGUGCAAAAAUAUGCCUGCGAUUUUUAUGAGACAGACUUAGGAGAUGACUACACUAUACCCAUUUUUCACUAAUGUAAUUUUGUAGGAAAGAGUGCACUUAAAAGCAAUGGAUAUGGAUGUUAUUUAUUUCAGAAAUUCAUGCCCGUGUCUACCUCCAGGCAUAUCUUACUACAACUACCGCUUUGCAAGCUGAAGGCUGGAAUCCUUCCUCUAACUGCUCGGCUAGGAGUUGUUAAACCACAACUGAGGCAAUUAAAUAGCUUAAAAGAAGAAGAAUGGAAAAGGGCCCUUAGUGUCACUUCCACUUCCUUCUGAUUAAAGAACAGUAUUAGUUCUUAACUUGGCAAUUCAGUUAUUUAUUUAAAAUGCUUUUAUUCUCUUGUUCUGGUAUUUGGCCCCCAUCUCACUACUGAUUAUGCUACCAGAAGAACAACAGUGUCUGAAUUUUGGGAACAGGUUCAGGAAAAAAAAACUUUUCCAAUUUGGGGAUUGUGGAAUAGCUCAGUUUACCCAAAUCAAACCAGGGUACGUUCACCCUAGACCAGUUUUAACUGUGAGCUGGACAAAAUUAUGAUGGACCUUAUAUUAUGACUGACACCUGAGCAAUAGAGGACAAGCCAAGUCAUUGUCACAAGUACACAACAUUUUAAAAUGUCAGCAAAAGCAUCUUUGGGGCAGCAUGGUAUAAAACAAAACUACUCUUCCUGCCCAUUAUUCAACCUCUACCUUUCGUUAUAAUUAUGGUUUAUGGUGACAACUGAGAUAUGAAUCAAUAUAUGGCACCGUGGCAGUUUCAAGGUCCCAUCGUUUACACAUUUCCUGGUAAUACGAGUCAUGGCAAAAUCGCAUCCAUUGCAGAACAGCCUUCUCUCAUUCUAAGUAAAUCAGAAACUUUGUGACCUUUUGAGUCUUUACCAAGAUGCUGGCAAGGUAAGAAAAUUUGCAUAAUAUGGAAGCCCGAUAUAAAAUGUAUUCCAGAACAACUCUCACAAGCUUGAAGAAUCAUAGUUGACACAAUUCGUCCAUCUGACAAAGUAAGCCCUAGUUUGCAAAAGUUUGCCUGGUGGCUUUUAAAUGCUUGGACUACAUUUCCCACCUGGAACACUAGAUUGGCAAAUGCUGCCUUAUCCCAACUUUAAAGUGCCAUGGGAGUUUUUUAAUGCAUGAAAACUAAACCAGACAGUGGUCGAUUUUGCCCAGUAUUAUCACUUUGGCAUGAUUGCAGAUAGUAAUAUUUCUAUCCCAGCUACCUGCAAUACUAGGGCUUGAAUCUGAGACCUCCUACAAUCUGCUUUCUAACCAAAAAUUAUGCCUUGUGAAGAAUAACAGACCAACCACUGGCACAUUCUGUUUCUUAAAUUUUUGUGCCACCUUUACUCUGUAUUCACCAGAGUUACAAACUAGUAGCCUAAACCUAGUUUCAUCAAUGGGACAGCACACAGCAACUUCUCCAACCCAUUCACCGUAGAAAGGGGAAAUUAAGUGACUGCCCCUAAUACAGAAGCCAGUAACUGCAGUGGAAUCAUAAAUACUGUACUUUUCCAUGUAUAAGACUGGUUUUUUACUUUAAUGUUCAAAAUCUGGGCUCGUCUUAUACAUGGAUAGUAUCUCCUCCCAUUUUCUUAAAUUGGAGUCCCGCAAAAUAAGGGGUGUCUUAUACAUUUGACCGUCUUAUAGAUGGAAAAAUAUGGUAUAUGGAUAAAUGGAGGCUGUGGAAGACAAUGUUUGGGCAAUUUAGAAUACCUCAGAGGUCCAAGUGCAUCCAGCCCUCACAUACACCACUCAGAUCCCAGCUUCUCCUUAUGGGUCACAUAUAUUACUUGAUACCCUGCUCUGUAUUCCUGUCUGUGGCACAAAAAAGCACAACUACCACCACGUUAAAACAAAUAAAAAAUUCCAACUUACAACACUCUCCCCUCCCCAAACCAAAGUAACUUCUUUUUUAAAAAAUGCACAAUUUAUUCCAAUGAUGAUAUAGACGGGUUGUUAAAUUUUCAUUACUACCUCAGUAUUCCAGAGCUCCUGAUUAUAAGGAAGCAAUGUUGAAUGCAAGUAUUGUCUUUUCAAAUAAUAAGAAAA